This is a messenger RNA of Aplysia californica (California sea hare), 1573 nucleotides long. RefSeq names its product immune-associated nucleotide-binding protein 13-like. Gene Ontology annotation, molecular function: GTP binding. NCBI's taxonomy places the organism in Eukaryota, Metazoa, Mollusca, Gastropoda, Aplysiida, Aplysiidae. The transcript has 2 exons. The record is from RefSeq and is a predicted model, not a curated record. Bases 423 to 1559 code for a protein of 378 amino acids.
GUGUUUUCCAGGCACGGCUGAGUAACCUCUUAUAAGCUGUACAAACUUUGCGCACAUAAAGGACACGUUAUGACACGUCGAUUGAGUUUAGGGCAAACCACAGAAUUCUACACUUAUAGAAGCGGAACUCCCUCUUCGCGAUCGCCGAUUCGCUGUGAGGAAUUGAAACUAAAACAUGGCGUGUAGAAUUCUGUGGGGCAAACCCAAAGUUAGCCUCUUACAGCUUACACUUACAGGUUUAUCCUGCGUGGUGAAAUCCUUCCGCGCCGAAAAUAUUUGGAGCAGGCAGCGCAUAGAGACAGAGAGCGUACAAUAGCCACGCACCGCAGAGAAACAGGCAGGAUAAAGAGAGCGAGAAAGAGAGAGAGAUCCCCGGAGUGACCAACCGAAAGUCAACACAUUCCAGUACAACGGAUUGAACGAUGUCUGGCUCAAAGACAAGUCCGGCAGUGACUCUCAUGCUGCUUGGAACUGCUGGACACGGGAAGACGGCAACAGCUGCCAGUUUGGUUGGCAGUCCGAGCAAUGAGAUGAUCUAUGAUUAUGAACCUGUCUACCAGGCUCAAAACCCUGGACACGAUCCGUCCACACAAAGCGGCGGUGACAAGAUGAAAGGAAAGAAGUCAGCGAAAGGCCUUUCGGUACCUGAAACGUCUGGGUCUAGCGCUGCGAAAAAACAACCUUCGGCAAAUGAUGAGGCUGUGGAUCAGAUCGCGAACGAUAUGACCACAGAUGUCGUCAGAGCUGGAAGUUUCACUUCAAGGGAUGGCGCCCUUACCGUGAAUGUCUUAGAUUCUCCUGGGCUUUUUGAUUCAAGUGAUACGGAUAAAAUUCUAGCAACCAAAGUAGCUAUAAGUAACAUCGAAAAAGGAAUCAAGCUGAGCGGGCACGGAGUCAACGCAUUUGCUAUUGUCCUUCGGUACGCUGCUCGGUACACUGAAGAAGAACAGGCAGUGGUCCACAAUUUGGAGACGAUAUUUGGUUCUGAUUUUUUCCCACGUCACGUCAUUCUAAUUUUCACCCGCGGGGACGACUAUCGAUUGAAAAGCAAAGGCGCACCGUUCAGCGAAUGGUGGUCAAAGCAGACAGGCGCUCUGGGAAAGCUUAUCCAACGUUGCAAUAACAACUGUUUGCUUUUUGAAAACGUUAGGGGUACUCCAGAAACUGAUGAGGAACAAAAAAACGAACUAUUGAGAGUCCUUUCCAAAAUGACAAGAGUGUACACCACAAAAGACUACAACGAAACAAAGGUAGGGCGUGAGACACUUUUGUCCGAAGCCAAAGUUGCUAAGAGAGUUUCAGAUUUUGAAAGGCAACGAGACAAGAUAAUGCAAGACUUUUUCAACGCCGAGAGGGAACACGGACGGAAGAAGGAAGAAAUGCUCGAGAAAGUUCACCAUGACGUCCACCACCUGAUGGCUAGAGCACACAAAGACGACAGAGCUGCCUGGCAAAGAGAACUGCGGGAAAUUGAGAAAGUUGUAAACAAAGUCACCUCUGGCGGGGAUACUGUGCAAAAAGGCCCUGCAACGCCAACACAAAAGGCUGGGAAGAGCUAAGCUGAUCCUACCUC